AUUUAGCUAGCCAUACACACAAAAGCACAAGUAACCAAUAAAAUGUCCAGUGUCAUGCAAUUCCUAGAGCAAAAAUUCACCUUAUUCCAACCAUUAUCCUUCUCACUCCUCCUCUUUCUUUCCCUCCCUUUCCUUCUCAAAUGGCUCCUCUCCACCACCACCACCACCAAAAAAAACCUUCCGCCAUCACCACUAAAGCUCCCCAUCAUCGGAAACCUCCAUCAACUCGGCCUCUACCCCCACCGCUCCCUCCUCUCCCUCUCCAAACUCCACGGCCCCGUCAUGAUCCUCCACCUCGGUUCCUCCCCGGCCGUCGUUGUCUCCUCUGCCGCCGCUGCCAAAGAAAUCAUGAAAACCCAUGACCUAAUUUUCUCAAACCGCCCCGAAUUCCGAAUCAACCGAAAGCUCCUCUACGACCUUAAAGACGUCUCGGUCGCCCCCUACGGCGAGUACUGGAGGCAAUUAAAAAGUAUCUUCGUCCUCCAACUCCUCAGCACCAAAAGGGUUCAGUCCUUUCGCCCCGCUCGCGAAGCAGAAACAAUAAACAUGUUAGAUUUCAUCGAAAAAUCGUGCAUUUCAUCACCAUCAUCGCCACCGUUGAAUCUGAGCGAGAUGUUUUCGUGGCUGACGAGCGACGUCGUGUGCAUGGCGGCGUUUGGGAAGAAGUAUAGGGUUGGGGAGAGAGGAGAGAAGUUUCAGAAGCUUUUGAGGGAGUUUGUGGGGCUUGUGGGUGGUUUUGAUGUGGGUGAUUUUAUUCCUUGGCUUGGAUGGGUGAGUCGACUCAGUGGGAAAGAUGGUGAAGUGGAUAGAGUUGCUAAAGAGCUUGAUGAGUUCUUGGACUCAGUGGUUCAAGAGCAUGAAGAUAGAAUGGUGGAAUGUGGAGGAGAGAGUGAUGAAAGUAAAGAGGACUUUGUUGAUACAAUGCUUAAGAUUCAAAGGGAUAAUAAGUCUUCUGUUACUAUUGAUAGAGAUAGUAUCAAAGCUUUGCUUUUGGAUGUUUUCGCCGGAGGAACAGACACAACCUCAACAGUCCUAGAAUGGGCAAUGACACAGCUCCUGAGACACCCCAAAACCAUGAAAAAACUCCAAACCGAAAUCAGAGCCAUAGCAAGAGGCAAACCCACCGUCACAGAAGACGAUCUAGACAAAAUGGACUACUUAAAAGCAGUCAUCAAAGAAACUCUCCGUCUCCACCCUCCUGUCCCAAUGCCAAUCCCCCGUGAAGCCAGCCAAGAAGUGGACGUAAUGGGCUACCAUAUCGCUGCCAAAACCAUCGUCAUCAUCAACGCUUGGGCCAUCGGGAGAGACCCCGAGUCGUGGGAGAGGCCCGAGGAGUUUUGGCCGGAGCGGUUUUUUAACUCCGCUGUGGAUUUCAGAGGACAUGACUUUGAGUUGAUUCCGUUUGGGGCCGGUCGGAGGGGGUGUCCUGGAAUUUCAUUUGCAAUGGCUACUAAUGAGAUUGUGUUGGCAAAUCUUAUGCAUAAGUUUGAUUGGGAGUUUCCUGAGGGAGUUAAGGGUGAGGAUUUGGAUAUGAGUGAGUGUACUGGUCUUACUAUUCACAGGAAAGUUCCUCUAUUCGCCGUUGCAACUCCGUGUUUUUAGUUGAUGUCUGGGUUCGAGUUUUACUGUUUGUUGCCUGAAUGCAUCUUCAUUGUUGGACUAGUGGGAGAUAGGCUUUGAGUUCGAAUUUUAUCUGUUGCAUCAAUACAUACUGGUGCUGCAACUCCGUGUUUUUAGUUAAUUGAUGUCUCAAUUCGAGUUUUACUAUUUGUUUGGUGUGUCGAUGCGUCUUUCUUGUUGGACUAGUAAGAGAUAAGGUUUGGGUUCGAGUUUUACUGUUUGUUUCUUGCGUCAAUGCAUCUUCCAUGUUGGACUAGUGAAGCAUGCUCUGUGACGUUUCUUUUGUCAGUAUUCAAAUAAAACUUCAGCCUGAUGACGAAUGGUUGUCUGUUGUUUU
Messenger RNA from Camellia sinensis, 1957 nucleotides. The record is from RefSeq and is a predicted model, not a curated record. NCBI's taxonomy places the organism in Eukaryota, Viridiplantae, Streptophyta, Magnoliopsida, Ericales, Theaceae.